Messenger RNA from Argentina anserina (silverweed cinquefoil), 498 nucleotides. Its product is annotated as putative RING-H2 finger protein ATL21A. The record is from RefSeq and is a predicted model, not a curated record. The coding region runs from base 1 to 498 and encodes 165 amino acids. Lineage: Eukaryota; Viridiplantae; Streptophyta; Magnoliopsida; Rosales; Rosaceae. The transcript has a single exon. Gene Ontology annotation, molecular function: polysaccharide binding.
AUGGAAGACUCCACCGCCUAUCAGUAUUGUGGCUACCCUGGUUUUGGUCUAAGAUGCUCACAUUCUGGAGAGCCAAUACUUGAUCUCCCAAAUAAUGACUCUUGCUAUGUCAGAGACAUAAACUAUACUCCAUCCACCAUCACCCUUGUUGACAUCGAUCUUGCCGAUCAAGAAUGCCCUAGAGCCAAACACAAUAUUAGUCUAGGCACGCUCCCAUUUGAUUAUUCCCCAUUGGAUGUUAAUAUGAGCUUCUACUUCAACUGCAUUUCCUUUCCUGAUCCUCUUCGUGUGCCUCCUAUACCGUGCUUGGGAUCAUAUGAUACCAAUUCCAAUAGGUCUUACGUUUUCAAAGAGGGAGACGAACCAAAAGGGUAUGAUUGGUCGGAAAAUUGUGAGGAAAAAGUGGUGGUGACUGUGAAAGAAACAGAGGAGAUUCCCAGAACUAUUGGUGGGUGGAUUGGUGCAUUUGGAGUGGCCAUGAAGGGAGGGUUCGUGUGA